This is a messenger RNA of Paramacrobiotus metropolitanus, 3030 nucleotides long. RefSeq names its product AFG3-like protein 2. Gene Ontology annotation, biological process: mitochondrial protein processing; protein-containing complex assembly. The transcript is spliced from 9 exons. NCBI's taxonomy places the organism in Eukaryota, Metazoa, Tardigrada, Eutardigrada, Parachela, Macrobiotidae. Gene Ontology annotation, molecular function: metalloendopeptidase activity; ATP hydrolysis activity; ATP binding. The record is from RefSeq and is a predicted model, not a curated record. Gene Ontology annotation, cellular component: membrane; m-AAA complex. The coding region runs from base 321 to 2879 and encodes 852 amino acids.
GUGCUCGUAGACUUUAUUGUUUAUAUAGGAAAUCUUGUUUGUUUUUUAUUUCACAAGACAAAUUUGACUUCUGUUUUUUACGAUUUUUUUAAAUUAAAAUGAUCCGCUGGGAAGCUACCGGUUUUUGACGAAAAUCUUGGAAAUUGAGUAAGCGAAGAAUAGUGUGAUUACAAACAUGAUGUUAAAGCGUCGCAGCCGUCGCUGUUAAAAGUUUCACUCGAUAAGAAAUUAUUACUGUUUUUCAACUUGCUGGAGCUAGCGCUAUCCUUCUGUGUUUGGAUACCUGGGUAGAUCCUUUUCUUCACUUCAAUCAGCGGAAGAUGUACCAUUUCAACAGAAAUAUCUUGUCUCGUGUGACAUGCACUUGCACGCGGCAAUUACAUUUUCGAACGGCUUUGUUGGAACUAGAAGGAUCUUCUGCCAAAGCAUCCAGUGGAAAAAAACCGGAUCGUCAAGAGACAUCUGAACUGAUCUCCCAGAUAUAUGCUUAUAUUUACAAACCACCGGCAAGAGCGGCUUCGUCGGUGUUUUUCCCAUUUUCCCAAAACUCCGUUCAAAAGUUAUCAGCUGCUGCAGAAUGGCUGAAAGAUCCCCUACAGCGUGCGGAAUCAUCCAGUGAACCUGCUCCAAAGGGAUUCGGAAAGUUUUACCCGAAAGGGAAACAGGCGCCCCAACCUGACCGGGAAGCCCAACGGGAAAGUGAACCUCCCAGACAAUCGGCUGAACCGCCACCAGAAGCCCCGACGCACAGACCCGAAAAAGAUGACACUCCGGCUAAGGAGGAUCCUGCUUCUCCCGAAAAGAAACCUAAUCCACCUGCUUCAGGCAGUCCUACUCCUGGCUUUGGGUUCAAUCCGAUGCAGGGGAUGAAGAACCCGUUUGCUCCCGAUGAUCCCAACCGGUGGUAUAAUAUCGUUCUGGCUGGCAGCGUGCUGCUGAUUAUGUAUCUUGGCUAUCGUGAGAUGAAUUACCGAGAAAUUACCUGGAAGGAAUUCUGCCACGAAUUCUUGGGCAAGGGUCUUGUAGAGCGCUUGGAAGUAGUCAAUAAGAAAUGGGUGCGGAUCCGUGUUCAUCCUGACUAUGCUGCCCGGAUGGGCGGCACGCAGGGAUUGUGGUUUAACAUUGGCAGUGUGGAUUCCUUUGAGAGGAAUUUAGAAGCCGUUCAGCGGGAAAUGGCUGUGGAUCCCGCACAGUUUGUGCCUGUUGUGUAUAAAAGCGAACUGGACGCGUCCAGCAUCACCGGUCAUCUUCCGACCAUUCUGCUGGUGGCGUUUUUGAUAUGGAGUUUUAGGAGAUCAGCCAGUAUGAUGAACGGAUUGCGGAAGGGUGGCCGGGGGCCGGCAGGCAUUUUCGGCGUUGGAGAAAGCACGGCUAAACUGGUCGAGAAAGGCCAGAUGAAUGUCAGAUUCAAGGAUGUGGCUGGCUGCGAAGAAGCGAAGAUUGAGAUCAUGGAAUUUGUUAAUUUUCUGAAGAAUCCGGAUCGUUACACCGAUUUGGGGGCGAAAAUUCCCAAAGGAGCCAUUUUGACGGGACCACCAGGGACCGGGAAAACACUGUUGGCGAAGGCUACAGCAGGAGAGGCCAAUGUACCAUUCCUAACUGUAUCCGGUUCGGAGUUUUUGGAAAUGUUUGUCGGUGUUGGUCCGUCUCGCGUGCGAGAUAUGUUUGCCAUGGCCAGGAAACAUGCUCCUUGCAUAUUGUUCAUUGAUGAAAUCGAUGCCGUGGGACGAAAGCGCGGAGGACGAAAUUUCGGUGGACAUAGCGAACAAGAAAAUACACUCAAUCAGCUACUCGUCGAAAUGGACGGCUUCAAUACUACCAGCGGAAUUGUCGUUCUGGCCGCCACUAAUCGUGUGGACAUCUUGGAUAAAGCGCUUCUUCGUCCGGGUCGCUUUGAUCGACAGAUCUAUGUCCCGGCGCCCGACAUUAAAGGGCGUGCUUCCAUCUUUCGAGUGCAUCUCCGUGUUCUGAAAACCAAAUUGGAAAUCGAUGACCUGGCCAGGAAGCUAGCAGCGCGCACGCCAGGGUUCACUGGAGCCGACAUCGCUAAUGUGUGCAAUGAAGCUGCACUAAUUGCCGCCCGCGACUCCCAGGAGUCCAUUGUGCUCAAACACUUUGAACAAGCCAUUGAGCGGGUGGUGGCUGGUAUGGAAAAGAAGAGCCAGGUGCUGCAGCCGGAGGAGAAACGGAUUGUAGCGUUUCACGAAGCCGGACAUGCGGUAGCGGGUUGGUUCCUGCAGUAUGCCGAUCCCUUGUUAAAGGUGUCGAUUAUACCGAGAGGGAAAGGGCUGGGCUAUGCCCAGUACUUACCAAGAGAACAGUAUUUAUAUUCUAAGGAACAGUUAUUCGAUCGUAUGUGCAUGACAUUGGGUGGACGAUGCUCCGAAGAAUUGUUUUUCGGUAAACUGACAACUGGCGCCCAAGAUGACCUGAAGAAAGUGACACAGAGUGCUUACGCACAGGUUGUACAAUUUGGCAUGAGCGAGAAAGUCGGCAAUGUCUCCUUCGAUCUUCCACAGCAGGGUGACUUCGCUAUGGACAAACCCUACAGCGAACAGACUUCACAGCUGAUUGAUGAAGAAGUUCGUACAUUGAUCCGCUCUGCUUACGAUAAAACUACCCAGUUGGUCAAAGAAAAAAAGGAACAGAUUGAAAAGAUUGCGUUAAGAUUGCUGGAGAAGGAAAUUUUGGGACGCGACGACAUGAUUGAAUUACUGGGAGCGCGACCUUUCCCCGAGAAGUCAACAUAUGAACAGUUCGUGGAGGGGACUGGCAGCCUUGAUGAGGACACCACUCUGCCCAAGGGUCUCGAAGGCUGGAAUGAAACGCAAAAACCGAAAGACGGCGAACAAAAACCCGCCCCAGCUCCCAGUGCCUAAGCGUUGCUUUGAUAUCUUUUGAUUUGUGGGUAAAUCACGUAUUUUUAUUAUUUCGACUAGGAGAGUGUUCCGAAGUCUUUCCAGUUAAACAUGGUGUAUACACGUGUAAAGUUGGGGUAGUUGAAGUGAAAGUAAAUCGAAAGAAACUAAA